This is a messenger RNA of Branchiostoma belcheri (Belcher's lancelet), 3001 nucleotides long. RefSeq names its product tubulin polyglutamylase TTLL7-like. Lineage: Eukaryota; Metazoa; Chordata; Leptocardii; Amphioxiformes; Branchiostomatidae. The transcript is spliced from 20 exons. Gene Ontology annotation, molecular function: tubulin-glutamic acid ligase activity; tubulin binding. Gene Ontology annotation, cellular component: cilium. Gene Ontology annotation, biological process: microtubule cytoskeleton organization; protein polyglutamylation. Bases 23 to 2725 code for a protein of 900 amino acids. The record is from RefSeq and is a predicted model, not a curated record.
CUGAGAAUUGCUACCAGUCAGCAUGCCCGCGGCUACAACGUCAGACAUCAUCCGUUCCACUCCCGUUCCACAGACUACAGCCUCACUACACAGCAUGGCGUCCAUUCAGACAGCCAGCCCACUACACCAUGGUGUUGUUGAUGCAUCUCAGGCUGGCCACGCCCACUUUGAUGACAGUGUCCUUCAAAAGAGUCAGCUCAGUAAAAAAUCGCACAAACGGAAGUCCCGGGCUACAGCCAACUUGUAUGCAACAAGAUAUGAAGUCGUACAUGCAGUUGUGGAACAAGCUGGUAUGCAGGUUUCCAAAGAAGAUGACCCCAAAUGUUACCUGAUCUGGAGUGACAGUUUUGUACAGAAUGAGAGAAUAGCAGAACUCAAGUCUUACCAGAGACUCAACCACUUCCCUGGGAUGGGGGAGAUUUGUCGCAAGGACUGUCUAGCAAGGAACAUCUCAAAGAUGAAUCGGAAGCGCCCAGAGGAGUACAACUUCACCCCUCGGACAUGGAUCUUCCCAGCAGAGUACUCCACCUUCCAGACUUACACCAAAGAGCUCAGGAAAAGGAAGAAACAGAAGACUUUCAUUGUCAAGCCUGCCAACGGUGCAAUGGGAAAUGGGAUAUCCCUGUAUCGCAAUGGAGAAAAGAUACCACAGAACGAACACAUCAUCGUGCAAGAGUACAUGGAUAAGCCCUUCCUGUUGGACGGCUACAAGUUUGACCUGCGUGUGUACGUCCUGGUGACGUCCUGCGACCCUCUGCGCGUGUUCCUGUACCAGGACGGCCUCGUCAGGAUGGGAACGGAAAAGUACCACGCGCCGACCGAUGGCAAUAUUGAUGAGCUGUGCAUGCACCUGACCAACUACUCCGUCAACAAGCGCAACGAGAACUUCCAGAAGGACGAGGACGUGAGCAAAGGCAGCAAGCGCUCCAUCCGCUACCUCAACAACUUCCUCAGCAAGAACGGCUACGACGUGCCCAACCUCUGGUUCAACAUCCAGAACCUCAUCAUGAAGACGCUGAUCGUGGCAGAGCCCCACGUGCUGCACGCGUACCGGAUGUGCCGGGCGGGAAGCCACGCAGGAAACGAGAGCGUCUGCUUCGAGGUGCUUGGCUUCGAUAUCUUUCUGGACAAGAAACUCAAACCCUGGGUUUUCGAGGUAAACCGUUCCCCCAGUUUUGGCACUGAUGAAAAGAUUGACUACGACAUCAAAAGCGGUCUCCUUGGAGAUGCCAUAAAACUAAUGAAUAUCAGGGUGUCAGACAAGAGGAAGAGCAUCAGUGCUGAGAGGGCGGAGGCUGAGAGGAGACUCCUGGGGCCGACCAAGAGACCAGAACACCACAGCAGUAAGGAGGAUCGUGGGGACAGGCACAGGAAAAUCGCUAUCGACAAGAGAAAAGAAGAACUGAAACAGUACCUGAACAUGAUUCGCCUGGAUCGCAAGCGAGAGGAGUACGAGAACAGACACAUGGGAGGCUUCAGGAGGAUCUUCCCCACGGAGAACAAGAGCCAGCAGGCACAGUGGACACAGCUGCUGGACGAUGCCUUUCAGCUGUUCCUGUCAGGGCGGGCGCCUGCGCUACAGAAGGACAUGACUCGGGCGUACAGUCAGUACAAGGAAGCAGAGAUUCUGGACAUGAUAGAGCAGUGUGAAGAAGACAGUGUCUCCCUGAUGGCACCUCUAGUCCCCAGAGGACCCAAGCAGUUUGGAAAACGCCCCUAUCUUGAAGAACUUGUGAAACAGCGCUUGUCGUCGAUGCCGACCGCCGACGUUCCCCAGCCCUCCGGAGAGGACACAGAGGACACGGGUGAUGAGGCCAUGUGGGAGAAAAACUCCCCUCCAACAUCCCCCAGCUUCAGGAGGAGACAGCUAUCUAACGGGCCUCCUCAGAGGAGUCGUCCUACCUCGUCCUUCGCACACAGAUUAUCGUCAGAAACUCGGGAGCACAGGUCAACAAGCCGGCCGCUGUCUUCCAAUCAACUGGGGAAGCAGUCUACGGGGUCUCAGCCCGUGGUACAGCGAACUCGGUCACUCACGCGUCCUCUGUCGGCUACAAAAAGGAUCAUCGCCAACCACAACAAGGAGACGACUAACGUGAAGAGUGAGCGUGAGGAGCAGCUGACUAAGCGCACCCUGACCGCGCUCACCGACAUGAGGAUCAAGUUUCCUGGGAAGACAGAUGAGGAGGCCGACACGGUGCUGGACGCAAUUGAGAGUAACUGGAAGUACCACAAGCCCAGAAUAGCCUCCUAUUGGCUGGUCAAACUGGACUCCAUCAAGAGGAGGAAGGUCAUUGACAUCGUCCGGAUGAACAUCCGGGCCCUCCUGCAGCGCGUGUGGCACCUGAAUGAUGUGGAUAACCUGGCGCUGUAUCGUAUCUUCUGCCGCGUGUUCAACCGUCUCCUGUGGAGCCACGGGCAGGGCCUGUGGAACUGUUUCUCCACAUCACAAUGCUCGUGGGAGACGAUCUUCAGUAAGAGCACGGACGUGAUCUCUCCGCUGGAGAUGAGCUGCUGUCGGCGGAUCGUCCAGCUGUGCAGACAGUGCCUCCUCAUCGUGUACCAGUUCGCUGCCGAGACCAAGAACGCCGUGGCACCUGAGCCAGUCAAAACAAGGACAUACCCAGGGAAUGAGGCACCCAAAUACACUACCUGGAACAACGGUAACGGUGCAAUAGCUCAGCGACCAGUCCGACCUGGGCACCCACUCCAGGCACCCCAGCCAUGACUCCACUUUGGGUGGACCUGUCUAUUUUUUUGGGGGAAGGAAUCCUUUUUUUUUUACUGGAUUCUUAGAUUUGAUAAACUAAGUGUUACACUUGCUGGAUGGUUCCCUGUCAAUAAUUCAAAUAUAUUAUAUGGUGAUGAAUUUCGUUAGACUUCUAGAUGAUAAUACUUUACACGCAAAUUUUCUCUCAGGGCAAUUUACAUGACACUUGUCCAUAUUAGCAAAACCGACAUUGAUAAGGUAGAGUUGAUAUACAUGUAUUGUAUUGUAACUUGA